Molecule: messenger RNA, 2687 nt
Organism: Amoebophrya sp. A25
Lineage: Eukaryota; Dinophyceae; Syndiniales; Amoebophryaceae
Source: the annotation of a GenBank genome assembly
CCUUGAUCGAAUUUCGUUCAUCUUCUAUUCACUUUUGUUACUACACUACAUGCGUCAUGCUAAUCACCAAUUGUGAUUUUUAUCCAGUUCUUCUAGGCUUUUGAACUCGAGGACCACGACCUUUAUCCAGUUCUUCUAGGCUUUUGAACUCGAGGACCACGACCUCAACCACUUGAUCCUCAUCUUCCGCACUGAUAGAAUACUAUCAAGAACAUGCAGGCUUUCUAUCACUCCGUCAGGCCAGCAGUGGCCACUGCCACGAUGCGUCCCUGCGCACCAGCAACGUCAGGAGCCUUCGGAGGCUUGGCUGCUAGUAGUUCGUCAUCGACGUUUCAGUUUCACCGUAGAAGAACCUUUAGUACCGCGACAGGAGGAGCUGCUUUCGAAGUCGAGAUCCACGGAAGGCAACUCCUUGUAGAUGAGCACCGGUUGGAAAAUACUUUGGCCAGGCUAACCUCAAGAACCGCUUCUUCAUCUACGUCUACAUCCUUAACAAGCAACUCAACAGCUUCAGCUUCUUCUUCUCACCUACCCACGUCUGCUGUAAACAGGACUACUACUACUAGAAGCGCCAACUACACUGCGACUACCAGCACAACUGUGACUAGUAGCUCUCACCCACCUCCGACAUCAUCAGCAUCGCCACGUGACACCCGACCUCGCGCACUGCCUGGACUGGAGCACCGAGGGCUGACCUCUUAUCCAGCAACUAGUGACAUCCUUCGGGAUCUAGCGUUGGGUUCGCGGGAAAAGUACUGUAACCGGUAUCUUUAAGGCUCAACUUUCAAUGGUCAUUGGUCACUGAGAUCGAAGGGAAAGGGGAGAGCGAAGGGAAAGGGCGAGCCCAGGAGAGACCAGGGGAAAGCGAAGGGAAAGGGGAGAGCCUUGGAGGGGGUUUCUUCCGUUCAGAGUCAGUGGCCAAUGAAUGCUGAGCUUUAAUAUCUGCCACGCGAAGAUGCUACUUUUCUUAUGGUCGUGACUGGAAGAUAAAUAUGAACAUGAAACUCGAAUCUAUCUGAUGUUCGAACAUUGCUAAGAUUAUAGUAACUCCGCAGUUGCGACCCAUAGUGCAGACACGACCAAAAUGCAUAGAAAAUAACUUCUCUGAAAUGUUGCCGAAAGACCUAAGCCGAAAGACCUCUCGUUCUAGAACGAAACACUUCAACCAUAAGCUUCCCCCUCUCCCCACGAAACACUUCAACCCUAAGCUUCCCCCUCUCCACCUCUCCUCUUUCAUUCGUUAAAUAUCGCACGACUUCUACACAGAAGAAGAGCGUGUCGAAAAGGUCCAGAGUCAGAAGAAGUCCCUGGUUGCAAUGAAUCAGCUUGAGAUGUACAACGCAGGUGGGACACAUCAUCCUGGUGGCUGCCUGUUGCAAAUCACUCAGACGGGUGAGGUGGUUGAGAGGGACGAAACAGAUUUGUCUAUACUUAUGGAUGGGAGUACUCAAAAACUGAAAAUUUAACCGAGUUACUGACUGAAAUAAGGGAGGUAGCUUAACAUCAAGGCUACUCUUCCUUGUUCAGUAUCUCGCGUAUUUUCAGUACUUACUCACAUAUUUCAGCUUGUCGAAUAGAAGAUAGGUCAGUUCAAUCUAAUCCAGUGAAAAAUAUCCUCCACAAGUGCGGAGAAGGUGCUCCAUUGCCUCGUCUUUUCUCAAAAAUGCCUGUUCGCUGAUAGGUCCACGCCCACUACCUAGAAAAAGCAUUUUCAUGUAUUCUACCAGACUCUCUAGAAGCUUCCUCUACCUUGUAAAUAAGGUAGACCAACCCCGCAGCUUCCCCCAUCAAAGAAGAUGCGACCCGCUGAAUCAGAAUUUCCUCUUUCAUCCCUUCCCGCCACGUCCGCCUCGCUUUGCAUAAGAGGCCCAUAAAUCCUGUCCACGAACGAAUCACGUACCACGAGAGGAACUACCCCGACUGUCCGAAGACCGGACGUAAAAGUUGGGCACGGAGAUGGCACGAACAUGCGGUAUUUUUCAUUUUGUGUCUAUGUCUCUCGUGCAGGGUGAGAAUGCCGUACUACUACAUCCAUUCAAUCAUGUUAUCUAUCAGUUCAACUGCAACAAGGCAACAAGGGUUCUUUUCUAUCUCUUACUUGUCGUGUACUUGUUCGCUCUAGAAGAUGAAGUAGUAUAGGCUCAAAAACCAUUAUUCGUUUUGCACCAAAACCACUUUUCUCCCCACCUUCUCCUCCGCAGUCUCUCUCCCCACCACCUCCACAUCCACCUUUCUAAACACACCUCAACAGCCGCUCUCUCUCUCUUUCCAUCACCCCAGCUCCCUCUCUCUCCCUCUCACACACCAGAUUGUCCGGCAUUGGGGCGGGCUGUAUAUGUUUUGCUUUUUCUUCAGCUUGGCGACGAUUGUGAAAUUUUCUUUGCAGUCACAAGAAGACAUCACGUUCAUCACGGAUCCCAGAAGACGGACUUCUGGUUACUACUACCUGCACCAAGAAGAUUUGGAUCGGAUGUGAGAUGGCUGUACGAAUUCUAUUGGUGGCACCUCCUGCACCAAGAAGAUUUGGAUUUCAUUUGAUGAUAUUCGACAAACUUGGAAAUAUGUCACUUGCUUGCUCCAUUCGAGAAUCGAGCUGCUGUGACAUCCAAUCUGAUGGAUGCAGACUGCGCACCUUUGACUUUAAAUGAACCCUCGUUCUGUUCUAUAAAUUUCUUUGUAGAGGCAAU